AUGCCCAAGUAUGCCCGGGGAUCUACUGAUCCCUUCUACCAUGACACUUGUGCCCGUGCCCCCAAGCCCUUCACUCUCCUCGUGGGAAAUCCUCAUGCCAACUCAUGGUUGGCUUUUCAUUCUGCCAAGCAGCUCGCUGACGAGCUGCUCUUCAAUUGCCUGCAUUGCUGGACCGCAGAAGAGACUCAUGAUCAUCUCACACUGGACUGCGGAGACCACUCCGAUGAGUUGUUCCGCCUCCGUCGCAAACAUCUUGAUCAAGUCGAAGGACUUGAAGAUGCUCUUCAAAAGAGCAAAGAAGACCUCGCACAUUCCCUCGAGGAGAAUGCAAGAUUGCCAUCCACUCUGGACGACACUAGGCAGCUCUCCUUGACUGCCAUGAAGAUGAUCUCUGAUGCCCAGCAAUUGGCAUCGCAGGCCAGAUCGGAUGCCGAGCAUUUCCGUCAGGACAGCAACAACUGGCACUCCAAAUACGACUACAUUCGUGGUCAUCUCCACUCCUCUUUGGAUCGCACAGAUCCUCCCCGUGCACCCUCUACCACGGGGGCUGCAAGCACAUCUUCACGACCACAGCCAGCAUCCUCCCAUGAGAUGUCUGAUGAUCACGAUGUCCCUAUGGAUGACUCCAUCAUCAAGGAGCCUGCAUCAGCUCCUCCCCAACCCUCUGCUGUUGCCCUCGGCAAGUGUCCUGCUGUGGACGAACCCACCUCUGCGCCUCCACGCAAAGUACCAUCUAUAUCGAUGGUAAUGGUAUCUUCUGGUGCCCCCACUCAGAGCAAGUCUUACAGCUCGGUUGCGUCCAGCGCUGCUGGACUGCCUCUCACUCUUGCCCAGACGACCACCAUGGCUACUUCUAGCUCCUCUGGAGCUAAUGCUCAAUCUGCGUUGACUCAGAUUGAUGCAAACAGUCCCUCUGCCGUUGCUGCUAUGCAACGGUGA
Messenger RNA from Dacryopinax primogenitus, 939 nucleotides. RefSeq lists its product as uncharacterized. The record is from RefSeq and is a predicted model, not a curated record. Bases 1 to 939 code for a protein of 312 amino acids. Lineage: Eukaryota; Fungi; Basidiomycota; Dacrymycetes; Dacrymycetales; Dacrymycetaceae. The transcript has a single exon.